Alternaria triticimaculans is the source of this 3594-nucleotide messenger RNA. RefSeq lists its product as uncharacterized. The transcript is spliced from 3 exons. The record is from RefSeq and is a predicted model, not a curated record. Lineage: Eukaryota; Fungi; Ascomycota; Dothideomycetes; Pleosporales; Pleosporaceae. Bases 1 to 3594 code for a protein of 1197 amino acids.
AUGAGCGAGAACCCCGCCGCGGCCCCCAAGAAUGAGGGAAAUAUUGCCGAGACCGCGGAGGUGAAGAAGGAACCCAAUGAAGCCGUUGAAUACGAUGAUUUUGGCCUGCCUAUACGGAAGAGGCGGCCCCGGACGCCCGUGGAAGACAGUUCCGACUCGGAAGGGGAGAAGUUUGAGGAUGCCGUAGCCUCUACAGCGGCGCGUCCAAAGGAGGUCACGGUACCAGCACACGAAAAGGACGAAGCCAAGGCCGACAGUACAGUGGAGAAGCUUCCUGAGGUCGCACCUGAGGUUACUGCGAAGGAAAGCGAUGCGACACCGCAAGUCAAUGGGCAGGCGAAGGAGCCCGCGGAGGACCCCGACCCCAAGGCACCCGAAGACAAGCCUGUAGAAACGAAGCAAGACACACCCGAACCUACAAAGCCUCCCGAGACCACAGAAACACGCACAAGCACGACUGCCGCGCCUUCACUUCCCCACCAAACGAGCGUUCCGACCGUAUCCGAGUAUUCACAUCAGCAUGCAGUCAUACAAUCACAAAGAGAAGUCAAGGAGGAGAAGAAGGAAGAGGACGACGGCGAGUGGCAGACUAUGCCCGCAUACGCUCGAUACGACAUGUACGAUGACGACAACAGGCUCAUUGCGAAGGAGAACAUGGAAGAGCUGGAAGACAUGCACGGCUAUGCCAACGUCGGAGGCGCCGCCAAAGGAUACACCAGAGUCAUCAUGGACGACGAUGCUGACUCGCAAACGAGCAUGGACGACAACACCGCCUAUCUGUUCAAGGAGAGGAGUACUGCACUAGCCGACGAAGACGAAGAAGGUCGGGAUCCGCUCUCGCAAAUGCAGGCGACCAAGAACCUCCUCACCGAAGGACAGCGUGUCGCAUACGUCGGACUGGUACGAUUGGCCAUGGUGGAGAUGGAACGGAAGUUCUCCAACUUCGAAACGACCAACAAGAAGAUGAAGAAGCUGCUCGAGCUACAGUCAGGAACGACAAAGAUGUGGGCACAGAAGAUCAUGGUCAAGAUUUACGGGCACAUGGACAUCAACGCCUCUGAGCAGAUCAUGAUUGAGCAAUUGUCUGAACACGGCGUGGUUCCUGGAGACCUUACACCAGCACUGAUGCAGAAUGCUCGAGUAAAGAAUCCCGCAGCGGAAGAUGCGGACACGGUAAACGAAUCAGACUCUGCCAGACCGUCUAUAUCGUCACCGCGCUCCGAAUCACCCGCAGAGAAGUCAAAACUGAAGAGGGUUUCGACGAUGGGGUCGCAAGACGACUUGCAAAUACCGCCUCCCCCGCCGUACCAGGAACAUCAAGAUGACGAUUUUGAUUAUCCAGAAGUUAGGUCGCCAUCACAACUUCCCACUAGUAAGAACCUGGAUAUCGAUUUGCGGUGGACCGUCUUGUGCGAUUUGUUCUUGGUACUCAUCGCCGACUCUGUCUAUGACUCACGUUCACGAGAGCUGUUUCAGCAAGUGGGGCAAUAUCUCAGCGUAGACUGGCUGGAAGCUUGUCGCUUCGAAAAGCGUGUCACCGAUGCUUUGGAGAUGCAGGAACAAGCAGACAAAGAGAACUGGAACGAGGAUGAACACAUGGUCAGCCGAGCUAAGCGAGCACGCAACAAGCGAUUGGCAUUCAUGGGUCUUGCAACUGUUGGCGGUGGUCUUGUCAUUGGAUUGUCUGCUGGACUUCUUGCUCCAGUCAUUGGUGCCGGUCUCGCUGCGGGCUUUACGACAAUUGGUGUGGCAGGUACGAGUAGUUUCCUAGCUGGUGCUGGCGGUGCCGCUAUCAUUACAUCGACUGGCGUAGUCACGGGUAGUACUGUCGGCGUACGAGCCAUGAACAGGCGAACAGGUGCUGUCAAGACGUUCGAGUACCGUCCGCUUCACAACAACAAGAGAACGCAUCUCAUCAUUACGUUGGCAGGAUGGAUGAACGGAAAGGUUGACGAUGUCCGUCUUCCGUACAGUACGGUCGAUCCAAUCAUGGGCGAUAUAUAUUCCGUGCUAUGGGAACCUGAGAUGCUGAGGAGUAUGGGUGACACAAUCAACAUUCUUGCCACCGAAGCUCUCACACAAGGUCUCCAACAAGUCUUGGGAAGUACCGUCCUUACAGCUCUCAUGGCCGCCAUGACACUUCCCCUGGCUUUGACCAAGCUUUCUUACCUUAUCGAUAAUCCGUGGAUCGUUUCGCAAGCACGAGCAGACAUGGCCGGAUUGAUUCUUGCAGACUCACUCAUCGAUCGCAACCUCGGGACACGACCUGUCACUCUUGUCGGUUUCUCGUUAGGCUCAAGAGUCAUCUUCUCCUGUCUGAAAGAACUUGCGAAUCGAGGGGCGUUUGGUAUUGUGCAGAACGUCUAUAUGUUCGGUACACCGGCAGUAGCCAAGCAUGAUGAGUACAUCAGGGCAAGAUCUGUCGUACCGGGAAGGUUUGUCAAUGGGUAUGCUACCAAUGACUGGAUCUUGGGCUACCUUUUCCGUGCUACCAGUGGUGGUGUAAUGCGCGUAGCUGGUCUCGCGCCUGUCCAGAUCCCAACCAUCGAGAACGUUAACGUGACCGAGUUGGUCCCCGGCCAUAUGGCCUACCGUGCCGCCAUGCCCAAGCUACUCCGCGAGGUUGGCUGGCUAGUGGAAUCCGACGAAUUUGCCGAGAUCGAAGAUCCAGACCCGGAGAACCACGAGAUCCGCCAGCGUGAGCUUAUCAACGAGAUCGAAGAAGCGCGAAAAGACCUGGAGAAGAAGGCACAAGAGAAGGAGAAGAAAGGCGGCAAACUCAGCUGGUGGAAGAAGAAGAAGGCCGACAAGAAAGACUGGGAAGUCUACGACGAACACUCCACUGCCGCUCCACCAGGCCACCGGAAGCUAGACGUAGACCAAGACCCAGCGAAACUCGCAGAGAACCAGGUCAUGUUCGACAUCGACGCAAUCAGAAAGGAAGUAGCAACCCUAGCCGCCGAAAGCAAAGAAUACAACGCCGAAGCCGAAUUCGAGAUCAAAGAGAUCAAAAGCACGCUCCCACCCAUGAAGAUCGACAUCGCAACCGUAUCCCCAUCCCAGACAACAAGUCCGUACUCGACGCUUAGGGAAACGAAGAGCUACAACGACAGUCUAGGUAUACCAAGCACAGAUGCCAAGAAACCUUCUUCCUCUUCUCCGUCCAACGGCCACUACGACGAAUACGACGAAUUCGAUGACCCCGGCGCGGGUCAAAUGGAAAUGACAUUCGACACCUCGUUCCGCGACCCCCCUUCCUCCGCUACAACACCGAAUAAAUACCCCCUCCCCGCAUCACCCUUACCCUUGCAACCAAGUCGCUCUGGCACAUCCUCGCCUUGGGACUCGGGCACACCCAGUAAAAACAACUCUGGUACUGCUCAGCCUUGGAGUGCAGAUCCUGGUCAGCCGUCUUGGGACGAUGCUGCAGGCCCUGCUGAACGUCCUCCGUUGCGCUCGGCGAAAACGGAAUCGCAUGCGAGUAGUCUGGGUCCUACUGCGCAGUCCACGGGUGAUCUAGGACAUAAUGCUUGGGCUGAUGAGUUUGAGGAUGAUUUUGGGCAGGAGAAGGAGGUUAAGAUGAGUUUUAUGUGA